Messenger RNA from Arachis duranensis, 2685 nucleotides. RefSeq names its product putative disease resistance protein At1g50180. NCBI's taxonomy places the organism in Eukaryota, Viridiplantae, Streptophyta, Magnoliopsida, Fabales, Fabaceae. The transcript has 2 exons. The record is from RefSeq and is a predicted model, not a curated record. Gene Ontology annotation, biological process: defense response; signal transduction. Gene Ontology annotation, molecular function: ADP binding. Bases 105 to 2579 code for a protein of 824 amino acids.
UCUACAUUUGUAAUGACUGUACUUCACCUAAUCUACAUUUCUAUGUCCAUUUUUCUCAUAACUUUUGUAGUUGUUGCAACUAAAAACUUGCAAAGAUUGUUACCAUGGGAGGUUCAUCAUCAUCAGAUAAAGGUGCAGCACCAUCAUCACAUUUCAGGUAUGAUGUUUUUCUGAGCUUUAGAGGCUACACAAGACUCAGAUUCACAGACACACUCUAUCAUGCUUUGAUCAACAAAAGAAUCGACACCUUCAGAGAUAGCGAGGAGCUGCGAAUAGGGGAGGAGCUCGAAGGUUCUCUUCUUGAAGUCAUUGAAAGAUCAAGGAUGUCAAUUCUGAUACUUUGUGAUAAGUAUCCAACUUCGCGGUGGUGCCUUGAUGAACUGGUCAAGAUCAUGGAGUGUUCGGAAAACGGAAGAAAGCGACCGGUGUUACCAAUCUAUUUCAAUGUGGCAAAAUCUGACGUGCAGUUUCAGCUUAAUGAAUAUGGAAAAGCCAUGGCUGCUCAUCAAGAAAAAGGCAGAUACAAUCACAAGUUAGAAGCAUGGAGGUCAGCUUUGUCUGAAGUAGGCAAGAUUUAUGGUCAACGCUGUGAUCACAAUACACCUUGGGGUAUGGCUAUUGAUAAUAUUGUUGAAGAGGUCACAAAAAGACUUCCUCCCUUGCCUCUGCAUAUUGACCGUCCACUUGGAUGUGAUUCUGAACUUGAAGAGGUUAAAUUACUUUUGGACAUUGGUUCUCAUGCUACCUGUUUCAUGCUGGGAAUUCAUGGAGAUGGUGAAAUAGGCAAAUUUGUUGCGGAGCUGUACAACAAGAUUAGGCCUCACUUUGUAAUUGCAAGUUUUCUUUCUAAUAUCAGUGAGAAAACAAAUGAAAGUGGUGGUGGUCUAGAACAUCUACAAGAAACACUUCUUUCUGAGAUGGGAGAGGAGGUGAAGUCUAAGAUUGGAAGCACAUUCAAAGGAUCCUCUGAAAUAAAACGAAGACUAGGCCAAAAAAGAGUCCUUCUGGUUUUGGAUGAUGUUGAUAGUACACAUCAACUAAAUUCGCUAGCAGGAGGAAUUGAUUGGUUUGGUCCUGGUAGUAGGAUCAUUAUAACAACAAGAUAUGAAGAUGUGCUAGACGAUUAUGUGUCAAAUAAUGGUGUUGAGGUUAAGAAAUAUUUCAUCACUGAAGGAAGUGGUUCUACUGUGAAGGAAGAAAAUGUAGUCGGAUUGGAGAAAGAUUUUGAAAUUGUGAUUAAUCAACUCAAGGAUGAAGAUUCUCCUGGGAAUGUUGUUUCCAUUGUUGGCAUGGGUGGGAUAGGAAAGACUACCCUUGCUCGAAAGAUCUAUAAUAGCAAUGAGGUGAAGAAGUUAUUCCCUUGCUGUGCAUGGGCAACUGUUUCCAAGGAGUUCAGCGCAAAGGAAGUUUUUAAAAGCCUUCUCAAGUGUCUGAAGCCUUCCACAUCUAAAUUUGAAGAUUCAAGUGGUGAAGAGGAGCUGAGGCAGAAGGUGAGGAAAUGUCUGGAAGGAAAAAAGUACUUGGUAGUCCUUGAUGAUGUUUGGGACACUAAAGCGUGGCACACUGUGAAGAAUUGUUUCCCAGAAAACAAUGAUGCUAGCACGAUACUAAUAACUACUCGUAAUGAUCAGGUGGCCUAUGUUUCAGAGUCAAAGGAACCUCAUCACAACCUUUCCUUUAUGGAUAAAGAAAGAAGCUGGGAACUGUUUCACAAGGAGGUUUUCUGCAGAAGAAAUUGUCCUCCUGAGCUAGAAUAUAUUGGCAGAUCAAUUGUUGAAACUUGCAAGGGUUUACCAUUGGCUAUCAAAACCACAGCUGGGCUUGUUGCAAAGAGGGAGAGAUCAGAGGAUGCAUGGGAAGAAAUCAUGAAUUUACUGCCUUAUUGGAGUGUUGCUGAUGAGGAUAGUAGUGAGGAGAUGAUGGAGCUUUUGAAGUUUAGCUAUGAUGAUUUGCCCAACAAAAUGAAGCCAUGCUUUCUAUAUCUUGGGGUGUUUCCUGAAGAUAAAGAGAUUCGGGUGAGAGACUUAAUCCGUCUAUGGAUAGCAGAAGGGUUCAUAGAGCCAAUCCAAACUGGAAGAUCAAAAUCACCACCACAACCUGAAGAUAUUGGUGAGCAAUACUUGAAGGAGCUAGUGGAUCGAAACUUAGUACAAGUCGUGAAGACGAGGUGUGAUGGCAAAGGCGUGAAAACAUGUCAGAUCCAUGAUCUCUUCCGGGAAUUGUGCAUAUCAGAGAGCAACAAACCUGAUAACAACAACAACAAUGCUUGUAAAUUGUCCUUUCCUAGUAACAUAGGAUCCUAUGCCAGUAUAGUAACAUGUCAUCACUCAUGCACUUGUUCUUUGUUCCUUUAUGGACAUGAUACAGAAGGGUGGCCACAUCAUAUCAUUCCAGAAGAUUGCCGAGUUAAUGUGAUAUAUUAUAAAUAUUGGGAGCCAGAUCUAACUGAGGAUCUCAAGUGGUUGAAAAACGUCAGGUUCUUGAAAAUAGCCUUUACUGAAUCACAUGAGUUAUGUAAGCUUCAGAGUUUAGAAACAUGUCAUAUGGGAUACAUUGAAAACCUAAGUAUUGGGGAUUAAAGCAACUGAGACAUCUUUAUAGUGAAUUUGGCGUGGCUUUAUUAGCAGAUGAACAAGCAGUAAAAGAUAAGAUGCAGAAUAUCCAAACCCUAAUUUAUGUGCAUCC